Molecule: messenger RNA, 5836 nt
Organism: Gigantopelta aegis
Lineage: Eukaryota; Metazoa; Mollusca; Gastropoda; Neomphalida; Peltospiridae
Exons: 33
Coding region: 122-5836 (1904 amino acids)
Molecular function (GO): calcium ion binding
Source: RefSeq, a predicted model, not a curated record
AAAUCAUGUAGUCAGUUGUGUUAAGUAAUUCAUUUAAGUCAUGCAAGACUCAGUCUGACCACGUCUGUUUCUCGCGCGCACGGGAAACCCACCUUGUGGGGUUUUCUACCCUAGCCAGAUAAUGGACUACUUGACAGUAUUGCUGAUUGGAUAUUUACUGGUGGUGCCACCGAAUGCUAUAAAUGCUGUCUUGAAUCCAAUGAAUGCAAUGAAUCCAAUGAAUGCAAUGAAUCCAAUGAGUAUUAUGAAUCUGAUGAAUCCAAUGAAUCAGAUGAAUAAAAUGAAUUCAAUCAAUCCGAUGAUGUUUCUGGGCAUGGGCAAGAACGAGAAUGGUUGCAACGCACCCGUCAAUCACGAACCUGCUGUCUGCAAAGACCCUUUGAUUGGGCCAGACAUUCCCGUGUCGCCCACCGACGACUUCAUGUUGUCGGACAAGACCGAGUGUGUUGCCAACGAGGGCUGUUUUGUCUGUUCGGCUGGAGUCUGGCUUGCGUCGAAAUGUCAGCAUGGUGGGCGUCAGAAAAGUCGGUUUCCGUGGAUGGCCGACAUGAUGAUGAUCGCGUGUUGGCUGUUCUGUGACAAACUUAACGUGUACGUACCACCGAGAUUCACCUACUGCCCCCGCUCCACACCUACCAUCUACACACCAAAAGGACUGAGAUAUCUCAAGGUCACGUGGUCAACGCCGACAUAUAUCAGAGGAAGUGCUGGAAAUCCAAUCCUGAAUCUUGUAUCAAGAAUAGGAAACCGUGGAAGUGUGUUCAAACCUGGCUAUCACACAAUCGUCUAUGAGCUUAUUGACAGCAAGGGAUAUAAGGCGAUAUGCUCUUUCUCGUUCCCAAUCAAAGUACGAACAUGUCCGUGGCCUCAGCAACCUAAGAAUGGUCGGAUCAGGUGUGGGGGAUAUGACGUCAUCUACGGCGACACGUGCCGUCUGUCGUGUGACACGGGAUACCAACCUUCAGGUCACACUGUCGCCUCCUGUGAGAGCAACGGGAACUAUAAUGUCACCCUGUCUACAUGUGAACCAAACCAGUGUGCAAAUCUGUCAGUACCAGCUUAUGCAACAGGGUACCAAUGCUCUGAUGGGAACAAGUAUGGCAGCCUAUGCGCGCUGAAGUGUGAUGCUGCUGUUGGAUUUGCUAGUUCUGCAAGACUAACAGUUUGCACACUGAGCCAAAACUGGAGUCAGCCGCUUCCAGAUUGCUCAGAUAAUCAAAAUCCCACAUUUACAAACUGUCCGUCACAAGCCGUCAAAGCCUAUGCAGACAUUGGUAAAACGACGGCUGUUGUUACAUGGAAGCCACCAACAGCGACUGAUAACUCUGGGAAUGUGACAGUGGAGCAGGUUGGAGGACUCAAACCUGGCGAGACGUUCAUUGAGGGGGUUAGCUUGAUAAAGUACACAGCCACAGACCCCUCAGGGCACGCAGCGUACUGUACAUUCGCAGUGAAUGUCACUAUACGAACAUGUCCAUGGCCCAAACAACCUAGCAAUGGCCGGAUCGACUGUGGUGGAUAUGACAUCAUAUAUGGUAAUGUGUGUCGCCUUUCCUGUGAUACGGGGUACCAGCCUACAGGUCACACAGUGGCUUCUUGUGACGAUAACAACACGUUUAACGUCACCCUGUCGACAUGUGAACCCAAAAGGUGUCCAUUACUAUCGCUGCCCACUUACGCAAUUCAAUACCACUGCAACGACGGAAACAACUACAAGAGUGUUUGCGAACUGAAAUGUGACUCCAGUGCAGGAUUCAGCAGUUCUCCAAGACAAACUGUCUGCAUGGCUAACCUAACCUGGGAAUUACCACUUCCCAAGUGUUUAGAUACUCUAAACCCGACAUUCACAAACUGUCCAUCACAAGCUAUCCAAGCCUAUGCAGAAAGAGAUAAAACGACGGCCAUUGUUACAUGGAAACCUCCAGUAGCAUCUGAUAACUCUGGACAAGUUAGAGUGGAGCAGAUUGGGGGACCUCAACCUGGUUUAACCUUUAGUGAAGGAAGCAUAAUAAUAAAAUACAAAGCCACAGAUCCAUCGGGGCACACAGCGCACUGUACCUUUGCAGUGAAUGUUGUCACUCUAUCUUGUGAUGUACCAAACUUCGCUGACAAAAACCUGAUCUUCGACUGCACUAAUGGAUACAGAUAUGGAUCACAUUGCACUAUUUCCUGCAAGUCGGGGCUGCCACUAAACGGAACUAACACCAUUGUCUGUGAAAAGGGGAACUCCAUCACUCCAGUCACAUACUGGGACCUGGGGGGCGGAAAUCCGCCGUAUUGCAGAAAGCAACCAUGUACUGCCCUGACUGCCCCGAAGCACGGCUCGCUGACGUGUGAUGGAAACAUGGACGGGACGUACUGCAUUAUGCAGUGUGAUGACCAGUGGGAGAUACCGCGUUCAGCCCACGCUGUCAGCAUGUACACGUGUGGCUGGACUAAGGGCAAAUGGCUGCCAACAUCUGACGUCCCAGAUUGUAUUGAAAAAUAUGUAGCUGACAGGCUGAGGUUAAAAUCUGAACUGUAUUACUAUUCUGGUAACUGUAGUGAUGCAAGUACUUUGGAGGAAAUCAAGCAGAAGUUUGUAUCGGUUUUAAAUGACACUGGGUUGUGGACUGAUGGCUGUCCGUGCACUGUGGAAGACGUUAUCGUGGUUUGUGGAGGCGCCCGAAAGAGGAGGAGAAGGAGUAUAAAUAAAUUCACAGAUAGAACGACGGCACCUGCGGCUGUAAUAACGUGGUACUGGGUUGUGCCUAUUCUAAAUGGCUCCGUCACUUCUGCAGACGAGUUCCUUAUUGGACGUGCUGAGCGAAUGCACAACCUGGUUCAAAAUAAUCAAUUGGACAUUGGUGUGGCUGGCUUUGAGAUCAAACCUGGUUCCUUUGGAUAUGAUGAAUCUGAAAUUGUUUGUCCUCCUGGAUAUUUGGGAAACUACAGAAAAGGAACAUGUGGAUCGUCAAGACGCCGCCGUAGUCAUGGUCACAAGAAAGGACGAGCCCCAUGUCCCACUGGUAUGAUGUACAGCAAGACAGCCGAUGACUGUGUCAUGUGUCCUCUUGGAACCUACCAAGAUGAGGAGGGUCAGUUCAAGUGUAAGCUGUGUCCUCAUGGCUCGCGGACAACCAUUGAAGGGUCAAAGGCGAAGGAUGAAUGUGUGGCGCUAUGUCGAGCGGGCUAUUUCUCUAGCAGUGGCGUCGUGCCUUGCGCUGCGUGUCCAGUUGGAAAAUAUCAACCAGACGCUGGGUCGACCACUUGUGUAUCCUGUGAACAUGGCACCACGACGAAUACCACUACCAGCACCAAUGCUAUGGCCUGCCAAUCGUUUGAUGUGAUCGUGGAAGGACCAGUAACUGUCUGGUCAAAAGAGGGACUGGACACAGACACAGAUGACUUGACCAUUUCAAUGUGGCUGGCAAUACGAUCUGCUGAAGGAAGCAUAGCUAUCAAACAACCUGAUGGAACAGUUCCGUUGAAAUGGACUUUCGGACAAACAUUUUCACUCAGUCUGUUAGGAAAUACCUUAACUGGUUUGAGCAUGUUGCCAUCAGGUUGGAUGCAUCUAUCCAUCGUGGUGUAUAACCAUGGCAACAAGACGGUGAUCAUUUACAAGAAUGGAGUUGCAGAAACAUCAAAGACUAUAAGAUCAGUUCCGAUACCCUUUUUCAGAUCUGGAUCCAAACUUCAAGUGGAUAUACGCACACAAAGCGAUAUCACACUCGGAUCUGUGUUUGUUAUUCCAUCUGCGUUGUCUGCACAUGACGUUCAGAAGUUGGCCCGGUCUUGCGAAAGCAAACCACAUCAUUUCGCCAUAUCAAGCAACGACCUGAUCGCAGAGUCUUCGGUACAAACAGUCCGUGUCACCAUACCGACCACCUGUGAUGCUAUAGAUGAAUGCCUGCUGAAGACACCUUGUAACGGACACACCUGUAUAAACACGUUAGGUAGUUACAGGUGCGAAUGUCAGGAUGGAUAUUCGGGAUCAGACUGCUCGAUUCAUCCAAAUUUCUGUGCAACAAAUAAAUGUCACAACGGCCAGUGUAACAAUGGACAAAACAACUACUCGUGCAGCUGUCACGGUGGAUUUAAGGGACCUUUGUGUGAUGACCCCAUAGUAAAUGGUGGAUGGUCUGAUUGGUCUUACUGGGGCCUGUGUUCUGAGACUUGUGGAGACGGAAUUCAGAUACGACGAAGACGAUGUGACAAGCCAACGCCAACUCGACCUGAAGGAAAGAACUGUGUUGGUACUGCCAUGCAGACACGUUACUGUAACGUAUUUACAUGUCCAGUUCCGUGUCCCAUUGGUACGAUGUACAACAGGACUGCUGAGGAAUGUACCAAGUGUUCUUUUGGAACCUACCAAGACGAGGUCGGCCACAUCCAGUGUAAACCGUGUCCUGAAGGCAUGGGAACAAUGAUUAAGGGGGCCAAGACAAAGGACAAAUGCGUUGAGCUGUGUCGACCAGGCUAUUUCUCUAGUAGUGGUUUCUUGCCUUGCGUUGCGUGUCCAGUUGGAAAAUAUCAGCCAGACGCUGGGUCAAAAACGUGUUUAUCCUGUGAAGUCGGCACCACCACAAACAGUGCAGCCAGUUUCACUGCAAGUGCCUGCCACAUUAAACACACACCGGUAAAUGGUCAAUGGUCAGACUGGUCUGACUGGGAUCCAUGUUCCAUGACUUGUGGAGGUGGAAUUCAGUCGAGGAGAAGACGAUGUGACAACCCAGCACCAACUCAACCUGAGGGAAAGAACUGCAGUGGUUCCGCUUCACAGUCAAGUUCCUGUAACACGCAUGCAUGUCCAGCCUGUCGAGCGGCGGACGUCCGGCGAGGUAUAGGCUCUCUAGCCCGGUGCAACGGAACCAAGUUUGCCUUAGACUGUGUUCCAGUCUGCAGAAACCCCGACCACGUGGUCGAUACGUUUGACCGUCAGAUUCUGACAUGCAGGGAUGGCAUUUGGGAUGCUAAAAGACCGAAGGUAGCUUCAUGCACCGAAAUCAAAGCGCCAUCUGUCGCCAGUAUAACUUCCACCAUGAUGUACGAGACGGAGUCGUGUCUAAGUCCCAACACGAUUAUCGACUUGAAGUCCUCCUUACAGCGAAAUGCCGCUGCCUUGGCCUGCAGCUCCGACUCUUCGUGCAAGACGAGUGUCCAGGUGUCAAGCUGCGGCCACAGUAACAGAGUAAAACGAUUUACAGGGACAAUAGCAGCCAUUACACUGACGGAAAAUAUUGUGCAGGGUGACCUUCAACUUGGAGCUUUUCACACCUCAAAAACAGUGAGUCCACCGCUGAAGUCGUUGAUCAACGCCAUCACAGUUCUGGAAACGUCAGCCCAGCAGAUGAAAAACAAGACGUCAUUGUUUGAUGUCACAGUUAAUGGAGUGGAAUAUUCUGUACUGAGAGAGAGUGUGACCAUAAUGAAAGGAUUACGGUGUCCACCAGGAGCUGUUGUUAGAUACAUGUUUUGUGUGUACUGCUCACCAGGAACAUAUGGUCAUGGUGAGGAAUGCAAGUUCUGUGAAUUGGGCACCUACCAGGAUAAACCAGGAAAAAGUCAAUGUAAACCAUGUCCGCCAGGGAAAUCUACACAGUUCAUUGGAUCAUCAAGUGUUGAAGAUUGCAUAGAUGUGUCCAUCUUUUUCAGAAGUCUCCAGUAUUUUGAUGUUUAUUACAAGUUAUGUUUUCUCUUUCAGAUGUCCAUCUUUUUCAGAAGUCUCCAAUGUCCAUCUUUUUCAGAAGUCUCCAGUAUUUUGCUGUUCAUUGCAAGCCACAUACACACACGUACUCGCCACAAACACCUCGCACACGUGCACUCUGCAAUACCCCCUUUCACACAGUUUUAA